This is a messenger RNA of Pelagomonas calceolata, 1456 nucleotides long. The record is from the annotation of a GenBank genome assembly. NCBI's taxonomy places the organism in Eukaryota, Pelagophyceae, Pelagomonadales, Pelagomonadaceae.
CCGGCUUCCAAUACUCAGCGCUCCACGCGGAGGGUCCCUACACCCUCAGAGCGCUUAGAGACUCGCGUUGCGCUUUUUUCACUGCGCCCUGUGCCUGGCUUGCCGCCGCCGAGCUCUUUAGCGCCGCCGUCACCGCUCCCGACCGACCUCAGAGACACUCUGCGCGUUCUCCUCGUUCUCCUGCGCCGCCAUGGCCGCGGCGGAGAGCUCUGAAAGCUCUGAAGACGAAACACUGCCCGUCGCGCAGCUGCGCAUCGUGCGCCCCGCCGGCCGCGGCGCGACCGACCUGACGCUCCCGUUAAAUGCAAGGGUCGCCCUCGUCAAAGUAAAACUAGAAGACGAACUGGGCGUGCCCGAGGCCGACCAGCGCCUCAUCUACGGCGGCAAGGUUUUAACAGACGCGCAGACGCUCGAAGACAUCGUAGGAGCGAAAGAGGGCCGCCAGACGUUCCACCUCGUCGUCCCGCCGCCGCCGCCGGCCCCGGCGCCGCCGCCCGUGGACUUGGAUACAUCGCCGGAGGCCCAAGCGCCGGCCCCGGCGACGCCGCCGCGGCCAACAGCCGUCGCUCCGCAAGCGACGCCGCCGCGACAACCACAGACAACUCCAAUCACCGUCUCACCAGCAGCUAGGGCCUACGCCGAGGCCCUGCGCAACUCGGGCUUCGGAGCGUCACCACGGGACGCGACGCGGCAAUUUGUCGAAGACGCGAGACGCGCGCUCGCGGCUUCGCAACCGCCCGCCCAGCAACAGCCAGAACCGCAGCCGCACCUCUGGGACCAUAUCCGAGAUAACGAGUUCUUGGAUUGGACGCUGAUGCUCAAAUUGCUAGCGGGAGUCGCGUUGUUAGGUCAAGAUGCCAGUCGAGGUAGAGUUGCAGGUCUAAUAGGCGCGGCGACCGCUGCUUAUGCUGUCCAAACGGGCCUAGCCUACGCAUUGUGGGAGCUUUUUUCUUCCUCAAGACCUCAAAGAAGGCGCUCUUCGCAAGGUUAUAGGGUGCGGUCCGCGGGCGAGAUUAUUCGGGCUUCGUUUGAUGGUACGAUCCACGGGCCUAGGGAUGGUGGUAGAUUGGCGGACUUCGGGCUGUUGGUGGCGUCCUUGGUAUUGUCACUGGCGCCGCCGUGGCGGCCGCGCGACCGCGCCGACGUUUUAUUAUUACGCGUGCGCGACUCGCUAUCGAACCAGAUCGUCUGGUUCAAGGUCAAGACCACCACAAAAUUCGGCAAAGUGUAUCGGGCCUUCGCCGCGCGGCAGGCCGGCGACGGGCCGCAAAGGGCGUGGAUCUUUAGCGUGCCGGGCUCCACUGAUCCUAUCUCGGAGGACGCGACGCCCCUUGAAUUAGGAUUGACGCCAGAGUCGAUCCUUGAGGCGCGCCCGGCGCCCGCCGACGCGGCCGCGGCGCCCGCCGAGCCCGCGGCCGCUGCGGCGCCACCCGCCGAGCCGGUAGCCGCCACGUGA